This is a messenger RNA of Linepithema humile (Argentine ant), 1127 nucleotides long. The record is from RefSeq and is a predicted model, not a curated record. Lineage: Eukaryota; Metazoa; Arthropoda; Insecta; Hymenoptera; Formicidae.
UCGUACGGGGUAGACAGCGUUCCGUAUCGAUGCGCUAUCUUUUCGAAUAAUAUCUUUACUACUUCCUGCAACUUUUUAUUUAUUUUUUCCGUCGUUACUUAUUACAAACGCGGCAGAAUGUCGAACGUGUAAUCCGUGCGAUAAUAUAUCCGUUUGAGUUUUCCUUUGUCCAAAUGACAAAGUAACGCGUCGGUAAUACUGUUCAAAAUAUCGUUCAAUUUCUAUAUUUGUGUCGUGAACGCGUGUGAGUGUUUUGAAGAAGGACUGCAAGAAGGACUGAGAGGAGGAGGAGGCUCGGGAAGAGCAUCGAGCGUCGGCGGAGCAACUUAGUAUCAAUUUGUGAACAACUCCGCUGCUGCGCAUCGUGCCGGUCUGAAUCGUGAGGAAGGACCAGUACUUUCGCUACGCGAUCCUGAGGCGGAUUUCAAGAUGCGACUCGGCGCGCUCUGAAGGUGAUGAGAGCGACACGUUGUGGGGAUUAAAGUUGUUAAAAAAGGCGAGGAAGUGGCGAGGUUCGUAAAAAUCGGCAUCGGGGGCUUACGAUCCGGGCAGCGGUAGUGGUGGCGGAGCGGCAGGGGUACUAUGGGAGCGGGGGUAUGGGGGGCGGAGGAGGGCUACAAGCCACGGACCUCCGGCGAAGGCUCGAGUUCCAGUGUACCGGAGGAACUUGUUCGCAGAGUCUUCGCUCCCUAAGGCACGCUGGCUAUCAUGCUACCGAGGAGAACGCCGCGUGCGACGACGAAGACAGGAGGACUGACCACGAAGCGAUCCUCGCUUCCGGUCAGCCUACCUGCACUGGCUGCCGACCGUUUAGGCGCCAAGAGAACGAAGCGGUUGAGAAAAAGGAGACUCUGAAGCGACGCAUGCCAGAGUCGGAUGGAAUCGGUGCGGUGUACCGGAAGCUGCGGCUUUGUCUGGGCCUUUUCGAGAAUGCGAGUAAGAACGAUGAAACGGAAGACGGAGGAAAGAGGCAUCGGUUACGGUGGUGUCACAGAGACUUCCGACGGAUCGUGGAAGUGGCGACAAGAGCUCUACUCCUUGGUAUCGCGCUCCUCGUCACACCAGGACUCUGUCAACAGGACGCGGUGCACAUUACGGCUAUCCUCGGGGAGAGCGUUGUCUUCAAC